Molecule: messenger RNA, 1498 nt
Organism: Vespula pensylvanica (western yellowjacket)
Lineage: Eukaryota; Metazoa; Arthropoda; Insecta; Hymenoptera; Vespidae
Gene: gt
Product: cell death specification protein 2-like
Exons: 2
Coding region: 328-1344 (338 amino acids)
Biological process (GO): regulation of transcription by RNA polymerase II
Cellular component (GO): nucleus
Molecular function (GO): DNA-binding transcription factor activity, RNA polymerase II-specific; RNA polymerase II cis-regulatory region sequence-specific DNA binding
Source: RefSeq, a predicted model, not a curated record
AUUUCCUAAGAAAACCUCCUACCCCUGAAACGCACAAGGGUUGUCGAGUAUAUAAGCGAACGAACAUCCCCUCUCAUUUUAAACGAUCUUGGCAAUUCUUCGAGCGAAGACCGUAAGCGCCGUGGAACUCUUCGUCAGACUGAUUUCUCAACGUUCAAAGUCAUUCUAUUUCGCCUUAGUGACUAUCAUCGCUUUAGAAAGUAUCAUUAGUGUUUUCAUAACAGUACUUUCGGUGUGACCUCGGAUUAAUCAUUGGUCAAGAAGCGGUCUCCUUAUCUCUGUCUCUCCUCUACGUAAAGAAAGACGAAAGACGAAAAAAGCCAAGAGAUGGAGAUCAAGAUGGAAGAUUCGGCGAACGAAACGAAACCUUUAGAUUUUCGAAACUACUUGUCUUCUUUCGAAGGAAAAGAAGACUCGUCUCCGAUACAUCAGCCGCUCGAUUUUCGAUCCUGUCUGUCGCUACGAAAGUGUUUAAAGGAAGAGUCGCAAUUGGAGGAGAAAGAACCGGUUUUAGAUUUGUCGUGUAAAAAAAUCCUUAUUUUACCCUCGUCCAGUGAAAAUGACGUUCGCGAAGGAAAACAAAAGAUGCUCGAAUCAUCUACCGACGCGAAACUAUCUGCGAACGUUAAAACUCAUAGCAGAACGGAUAGCAAAAGUCCCUUCGAGGGUCGCAGUUUCAUGGUCACCCCACCGUCGGAAUCGGAUUCACCGAAGAAAAUCAAGUUCGAAGAGGAUACCGAGAGCGCGUCGACGAUGACCAAUAACGUCGAAGGAUAUUCUCUUUUACCGAUCAACGUUCCGACAGUACCACCGAUAUUACCUACCUUGCUCGCGGUAAAUUCCGACGGAACGAAAGAAAAAAUGUGCGCGAAAAUACAAUCGCCCACUACGACGACGCCGACGAUAUCGACUAACGUAUUGUCGGCGGACGCUCCGAGAAAAAUACCUAGACCCUUUAAAGCUUAUCCUCUGACUCUCACGGUGAGUACGCCGGAUAUGAUUUAUAAUCAAAAUUCCAACGAAACGUACUCCGAAUUUCGAAGUCGCAUGCUCGAGAACGUUAGACGUCAGAACGAAACGACGAAUCUUAAAAUGCGCAGAUCUAACAAAAAUACAACGGUACUGCCGACGAGUACCGUGGAUGAGAAGGACGCUGCUUAUUGGGAGAGAAGAAAAAAAAAUAAUGAAGCGGCUAAACGAUCGAGAGACGCUAGGAGAGCGAAAGAAGAUGAGAUUGCGAUAAGAGCAGCUUUCCUUGAGCAGGAAAAUAUCAAAUUGAAAUACGAACUGGCAGCGCUCAGAAACGAAACUGCUAAGCUCAAGUGUAUGAUAUACUCGACGUAGAAUUUCUUACAUUUCAUCGAAUUUUGAUUUCAAAAUAGUAUCGUUUUUUUACGUUCUAUUGUUUCUCUAUUUCCAACUUAUUAAGGGAAUAAUCGAUCAUUUUCUGUAUAUAUACAUGUUAUACGCACAUCAUUCUGUAUAUAUGCAAAUACAU